GCGUGUGUGAUGUCCAGCCGCCGAUAACGUACGUUGAGUGCCGAGAUUGAGUGACUGACUAAUAGGAUAUAAGUAAAGACAAUGUGCUGUUCUUAACAAAAACUCUUAACACGUCUUAAAACUUUUGAUUUUUAGUAGACAAAACAAAAGCCAAAUUAGUAAGUUACCUAGUUCAAACAGUACCGAUGUGAAAUACAAAAAUAAUACUGGACCUAUCUGCUAAUCCAGAUGUGAAUAAAAGGUGUACUUAUUAACUUUUGUAAUAAACUUGUUGGUAACCUAUACAUAACACUACACUAAUAUUUUAUGGAUUAAAAAUAAAUGAAGACAUCUGAUCACGCUUUGUUCGUAUGCAAUAUUUCGUUCAAAUUUGUGCAGGGAUAUCUGGCAUUUGUUACUUAAGUGAACCAGUGGUUUCCAUAAUCAUCAAGCAAUCUAGAAAGACCUAUUCGAAGUUGGUAUGGAAGACUCAAUUGACUUCACAUAAAGGAAUGCACUCCCUGGCGUUUCUGAAGGGAUGAUCAGCGGUCGACAUCAUGUAGUCCCGCAACUGUGGGGAGGGGAGGGAUGGUGGUGACGUGUCGGCUUGUGAUUGGACGUUAGCCACGUGACAUGUUCCCCCCUCCCCCGGUGGUGCCCCCCGCCCCCUCGCCCCUUCACUGCUCGCAGUGGGAAUUGGACAUGGAUCUGCGCCAUCACAUACAACAUUGUGCGUGCACAUGUAACCACAUGGGCUAUGGAAACUACAUGGAUUACCAGACGACUUGUCUCUCCGAACACGGACCCCCCGUACGGCUGAUCAACGGUGCCAUCAGGUGUAACGGGCAAGCUCGCACCCUGCUGGCUACUGCUGGAUCCAUCAGCAGCAGCAACAGUAGCGAGGAGGUCAAAGCCGUGCUAGAGGUGCGGCUGAGGCCGUGGGUGAUCACGUGUUUGGCGUGUUUGCUGCUGACGGCCCUAGCUCUGGGGGUGGGAUGGCCUCUGGCUCUGACCAGCUCACCGCCCCCCGCCUCACCAACCGGCACGUUGGAGCAGCGCCUCGACAUCGUCCGCCGCAUCUUGUCUGAAAUUCCACUUAUUGAUGGACAUAACGACUUGCCGUGGAAUAUCCGCAGCUUCGUUCACAACCAGUUGGUACUAUUCAACUUCUCGACGGAUCUGACAGAGGUGGAACCAUGGUCCAGGUCCAACUGGAGUCACACAGACCUGCCACGACUGCGGGCUGGACUGGUGGGCGCCCAGUUUUGGUCGGCGUACGUCCCGUGCGGUUCGCAGUAUGGUGACGCGGUCCAGAUCACUAUGGAACAGAUCGAUGUCAUUCGGCGACUCACGGAUCUCUACAGCCGUGACCUCCAGUUUGUCUCCUCCGUCGCUGGUAUCAAGGAGGCCCACCGGUCCGGAAAGAUCGGCAGCCUGGUGGGAGUAGAAGGUGGACACUCCCUGGCGAGCUCUCUGGCGGUGCUGAGGAUGUACUACUCUCUCGGAGCCCGAUACCUUACGCUAACCCACACGUGUCACACGCCUUGGGCAGGUUGCUGUGUGGGGCAAGACGAGCAAAACGAUGGACUGUCUCACUUUGGUUCAUUGGUAGUACGAGAACUGAAUAGACUCGGGAUGUUGGUAGACCUGAGUCACACGUCAGUUCGCACAAUGGAGGACACGCUCAACGUUACACAAGCUCCUGUCAUUUUCUCGCACUCCUCCGCCUUUCAUUUGUGCAACUCAACUCGCAACGUGCCUGAUCACGUGCUCAAAUUGGUGGCCUUAAACGGGGGGAUCGUGAUGGUGAACUUCUACUCGCUGUUCAUAACCUGCAACCAAUCGUCCACCCUGCAGGAUGUAAUUGCUCACAUAAACUACAUCAGGAGGGUUGCGGGGGAGGACCAUGUCGGUAUAGGAGCUGGCUACGACGGCAUCAACUUGACACCCAGGGGUCUGGAGGAUGUGUCCAAGUUCCCUUACCUGUUUGCCGCAUUGCUGGAGGAUCCAGAAUGGAACGAGACCAGGAUCAAGAAACUGGCUGGGCUUAACUUCCUUAGGGUUUUUUCACGUGCUGAACAGGUGAGGGACUCCUGGAGCCCUGAGGGUCCGGCGGUUGCCGAGGAACUUCUGCUGCAGAGGCCACCUACAGAAUGUGCCCCAGAAUCGUGAUCUGAAGAGUACCGCUGAAAGCUUUCAGGACCAGCCACAAGGCCUCGCUGUUGGUGGACUAUCGUGCUUAUCACUACUUUACGCCCUCAUCCGUGAAAGCUUUGUCACUUGGUUUCUUGGAUUUGUUGGUGAACUGUUGUAUAAUACAGUGAUAUCACAAAAAAUAAUGUUUCAUACUAUUUCUUGGUAGUAUUUAAUUUUAGUCUCACCAUGAAUUAUCAUGAAUACUGUUUUUUACACCAAAAACAUAAAAAAUGUUUCUCAAUGUGCAACUCUGUAUUGUAUAAGUACUCGGGAUGGUUAAAGAAAUUAUAUCUAUAAAUGAAGAUGGCAAAAUUAUUCAAUGAUUAAACAUUUACCGACCAAACUUUAUUAAAUAUUAAUACUAUCCAUAUUUUGUAUGUCACUUUUUGGCGUUUAG
Messenger RNA from Homalodisca vitripennis (glassy-winged sharpshooter), 2572 nucleotides. RefSeq names its product dipeptidase 1-like. Lineage: Eukaryota; Metazoa; Arthropoda; Insecta; Hemiptera; Cicadellidae. Gene Ontology annotation, molecular function: metallodipeptidase activity. The record is from RefSeq and is a predicted model, not a curated record. The transcript is spliced from 13 exons. Gene Ontology annotation, biological process: proteolysis. The coding region runs from base 613 to 2151 and encodes 512 amino acids.